GUUAGUAAAACUUCUGCUCUGAAUUUAUGUUGAUAUGCUGUUAGAUCGUCAUCCUGAAGUAUAAGUUAUAAGGCAAAUGUCAAAAUUAAUGCAUACCAAUUAUUGAAUACUGUGCUUCUAUUUUCUUACUGUGGAAUACGCAUUUGUGGAUCUCGUGAAUACAAGCGCAAUUGGUGAUUUUUGAUGAUGUGCUACUUCGUUGUCAGGAGCAACGAUGUCAACACAGAUACAGUCAUGCUUCCUGCAGGUGACUCUAUACUUUUUAACAUCUGAAACGCUAAAACAUCCAAGAUGCUGUGAGGUCUGAUUACUCGAGAAUGAGUCCAGGUCCCACGCCGACUCCCUCGGGCCCUCUCAGGACCCCCCAGGGUAAAUGCCUCACCGUAGGGGGUCGGGCCGAUGGUGGAUUUCUACAAUAUUCUCAACUAUUAAAUCCUCGCAACAGCAUGUCUAUUACGAACACUAAGGGCUUGCUGAAUAUGCCUGGCCAGAAUAACUGCUUCCUCAACAGCGCCGUCCAGGUUCUCUGGCAUUUAGACAUUUUUCGUAGAAGUUUCAGAGAGCUUUGUGGACAUGCUUGCAUGGAAGAUUCAUGUAUUUUUUGUGCGUUAAAGGAACUCUUUGCCCAGUUUCAGUACAGUCAGGAGUCUGCUCUUCCCCCUGAUGCAUUACGACGGGCUUUAGCUGAAACAUUUUGUGAUCAAAGACGAUUCCAGCUGGGGUUCAUGGAUGAUGCAGCCGAAUGUUUUGAGAAUAUUUUAAUGAGGAUACAUUUUCAUAUUGCAAAUAAUGAAUCUGAGGAUAUGUGUAGUGCUAUUCAUUGCAUUCCACAUCAAAAAUUUGCAAUGACUUUAGUUGAACAAACUGUGUGUCAUGCUUGUGGAGCUACCUCAGAACCUCUGCCUUUUACUCAAAUGGUGCACUAUGUGCCUUCUUCCGCUCUUUGUUCUCAAGCAAAGCUGAUGAAGGAAAAAAAUGACCAAGUGCCAAAUUUCAGUGAAUUGCUCAAGAGAGCGGGAGGAUUAGGAGAUUUAAGAGACUGCCCAAGUUCAUGUGGUGCUGUGAUACAGAUAAGAAAAACCCUGAUGAAUCAUCCAGAAAUAGUGAGCAUUGGCCUUGUCUGGGAUUCUGAAAGGCCUACUAUUGAACAUAUCAUGGAUGUCUUCAAGACCAUUGGAAUGUCUCUUAAACUUCAAGAUGUAUUCCAUUCAGUAGUGGACAGCCGUUGGGCCUCUGCUGCAACACAUCAGCUCGUUGGAAUAGUGACCUAUUAUGGGAAGCAUUAUUCAACAUUUUUCUUCCAUACCAAGUUGAGAGUGUGGAUUUAUUUUGAUGAUGCUGCAGUGAGAGAGAUUGGACCAAAAUGGGAACAAGUAGUUGAAAAGUGUUGCCGUGGCCAUUUUCAACCCUUACUUCUAUUAUAUGCCAAUCCUCAUGGAUCUCCUGUGAAUACAUCAACGGCUCCACGAGUAGUGACACUUGUUUCAGGUCACAAGAAAAAUGUAACCGGGAAAGACACUUGCAGUAUUAAUUUGGAACACUGUAACAAUCAAAGACGAGCACUUACGCCAAAUCCAGAAGUAUCUUGUGAUCUCAGUGCAAAUAUUCAACCCAGAAGAGCUGUUACUCCUAGUGGUGAAUUAUCGUGGUGUGAUGACAGUCCAAAAGAGCAAAAUAAAAUUGUUGAAUCCAUUAUUCCCUUUAGUACGCACUCAAAAGAAAAUUCUCUGACAUCUACCAGUGUAACAUGUACAAAUUAUCAUGAACCUUAUCAAACUAUACACAGUGGUGUCAGAAACCCAAAUCAGUUAUGUCCUCAAAGUAUUAUGCUUGAAAAUAGCAUUCUCAAACCCAGUAGAAUAUCAACCAGACUGUCUAUACCUAACUGUGCAUUUUAUUCUGAACUGUACGAAUCCAAAGUUAAUGGAAAUACAAUUGGAAACAACAAUCUCAAUCGUCCAGCAUCUGUAGAUGAUAUUCUCCAAAAUUCUCCAAGGACAAAUAUGAAUUCAGAUGCAACAGAGAAGGCUGUUUAUCCCCUUGAUAACACACUAGAGCUGAACCCUAUUGCAAUAGAUGAACAUGUGGGAGAUGGUACAUAUAUUAGUCGCCAAACUGUGGAAAAUGUGUUACACCUACAGAAAUUACAACGGCAAAGAUCUGUGAAUUGCAAGACUGGUAACAUAUAUUUAGGACAAAGAAAUAGCAGCAGUAGUUUAGAAUCUCUGGAUAAUGUUUUUGUUUUUCGAGAUAAAAAUUUGAAUGGGCAGCUAAAUUUGAAACUGGACUUAUUCGAUUCAUCUAAUAUUGCAAGGAGAAGAGAUUCUGGGAACUGGAGUGGGGAUAGAAAUAGUGCCAGCUCUUCCAGUACCACAUCAUUAGAUAAUCCUUACUUUUAUGUAGUUGGAAACAAGAGAGUGCCCAGCUGUGUUAGAAAUAUUACAAGACCAGGUGAACCACCUACAUUGACGGAUCCCGGGUAUGAUUCUUUCUCCUUGUCCAGUUCUGACAGUUAUCCAUCAGCUGUGACUAGUUCUCCAGGAAAGAUGGACUCUAGGCUGGGCCAGAUUCCUGAAAAUGUGCAAACAGCUUUUGUUCCGUAUGACUUAUCUCAGUUACAGUAUUGCUUAAAAGACAUGAAAAGCAAUGAGCAUUUUCCAUUUGGUUUCAAAGAUGAAUGUGAUAAACUUUGUGCUGAAGCUGACAUUUUUGUAGCCAAAUCCAUUGAGAGGGAAAAUUCUGGAGAUAUAUCAAUGGCUGCUUUACUAAGUGAUACUGCUGCAGCAAAAGCAAGAGCAGCUAUGGAUGUACCUUACACUAAUAGCCAAGCUCUGGCUAUGGCUAAAAUGAAGCACAGUAUGUGUCUUAUUAGGUCAUCAAAUUUACACAAAAAAUUGAAAGAAGCAGAAGCAACAAUGCGGCGAAAGCAGAAAGAAUCUUCUGAAUCUUCUCGAAACCAGCAGAAUGGUAUUAACAACUCUCAGAUUACUUCUGAUGGUAAUUCUCAUUGUGGCAAAAUAGUAUUUGAAAAUUCUCAUAAUGAUAAUUCUGUAGAAAAAAGCGCAAAUGCAAAUCAAAGUACUGAGCCUCCAAAUUCUGAUAAAAAUAUUGAAAUAUAUGCUACCCUUCCAAAAAGGAGUCUGAAGAAGAAAGGAGCUUUGUCUUCAUUUGUGGAAUCAUUGACUGGUGAUGACAGUUCUGAUGAAAAAGUUCACAAGGACAAGCAUAGUUCCAAGCUAAAUGAAGAAAGUAAUAAAAGUGAUAAAAAAUCUGACUCUAAUAAUGUAAUGGAAAAAGAUCAAAAAGUAUCAAAAUCACCAAAUGGUAAAAAGAAAAACCAUUCUUUUGCUAAAGUGAGCAACAAAGAAUCUGAUCUUAGUGAUUACUCAAGUGAAUGGGAACAGACAAAAAAGCCAUCUUUGUACAGAACAUAUUCUGGUCCCACUUCAAAUUCAAAGAAUGAACUGUCUGAUCUUAGAUCUACUAACACACAAACAUUUACUGAUCAUCCCACAAAGAAACAACAUAAAAUUCGUCGGAAGUUAAUGGGUGGUUUUAUGAGACGCAAAAACCGUAGUCUGCCUGAUCUCCGAGAAGGUCAAGACUCGGGGAACGAAGCUACUAGAUCUUUUGAUGACUGUUUCUUCAACCAGACACCAAUAUCUUGCAGGAAGAGGCAAGAAAAAGAAAAUUCACAAUUUUCUCACUCAGAAAACUCGGAAAAUAAUUCCCAUAACUUUAAGAAAGUACCUGAGGCCUCUCAUGCAGUUAACGUUCCCAAGUUGUAUAAGAAAAAUAUUUCAAGAGCACAUACACCUCCACCAUAUAAACCACCUCCACCAAUAGCACAUUCACACCUCAGUAUUUCUCCGAAAAAGACUGUUCAGCAUUUUAAUACAGAUUCUAAACAUGAAAUUAUUCCACAGCAUUGCAUAACUAAUUCAGUAAUUCCUUCUUCUUAUCAAGACUUCUCAGCUAAGCCAAGAAAUAUGCAUCAUCCUGUGUUGAGCCGUGAAUCUAAAAGCCAUAAGAAAUUGAAUGAUCAACAUUCAUUCCAAAAUCAUGAUGAAAUAUCAUCUAAAAAUGUUGCAUGGCUAAAAGAGUUACAGUUGAAACAGGAAGAAAUAAAUCAGAGGCGGAAAUUACAGGAGGAGAAAGAAACCUGGAAAACUGAAUAUAAAGCUGGAGCUGACGAACAAUCAGUUUGCUCAAGCAUUUUAGAAGGUGGACGAGAUAGCUUGAGUAAGAAUCAGAUUUUAAAUAUGGCUGAAAAUGAGGUAUUUAACAAACAGCAGAAAUUACCAGUGAUAAAUGGAAAUGCAUGUUCAGAUGCGGAACAGCAGAAAUCUGUGAGGGAUUUGGCAUCAAAAUUUGAGAAAAUUUCCUUCCUGCCAGUGAAUUCUGUUGAAACACUCCCAGAGGAUAAAGGAAACAGUACGUCUCUAUCACCAAUAAAUUUAGAUGGAAAUUCUUGUGUAACUGAUAAGAAAAAUUAUAUCACUCCACCACAAGCUGUAGCAAAUGUGCUGUACACCGAAGCAGAACAUUCUAGACCACAUAUAACGAUUGGACAGCAUUAUAUACCAUAUUCACAAGAUAAACCUGUAAAACAACAGACAACAGAAUAUCCAUCCAGAACUGCCAUACCAGAAAAUAAAGACAGACUUAAUGUAAUAAAUAUUAGCAAGCUACCAUAUCCAAUGCAGUCAUCUUCAGGCAGUGUAUACAAUCCACAUUUAACCGAUGCACAAUUAACCAACGUUUUAAGAAUAGGGACUAACAGAUCAUCUUUUAGAAGUUCAAAUGUGAACCCAGACUCUCAAGAUGACCAUUUUGGACGUUACCCAUAUGCUUUCCAAGAAAGCAAACGUCCUGAUAAACCUCCAGACUAUGAAACAGCCAUACAAAGGCUUGAACUUUUACGCAGUGACAGAAAUUUUUCAAAAUUUUAUAGCAGUAAUGCAUGCAUUAAUUUUGAAGCCAUUCUGGAACAAGCAAAAAAGAGACGUGGUCCAAAGAAAAGUGUUACCUUUUCAGACAAAGUUGUGCUUGUUGCUUGUGCUGGAGAUGAGGACAAUGAUUUCAUACCAAAUCCCUUAUUGGAACGUGUCUAUAAACAACAUUUUAUGCAGAAACCAAAUAUAACAGAUGUCCAAUCAUCUCCCAAUAAUGAACAUGGAACAAAUUCUGUUUCACCAAAAGACAUUCCUGUUUCAGAAUCCUUGUCCCCAGUUGCCAGCACAUUGGAUUUGCCAAAACCUUGCAGUCAAUCUCCCUGUAAUUUGUGCCAUAAAAAAAUGGUAGACUCUCCAAAGUUGUAUUGUCCAGACUGUGCCUAUUACAUGUCAAGGUUUCAACAAAAGUAAUGCAACAUUAUUUUCUCACCAAGUUUUAAUAAAAGCUGGACUGUUUUAUGUACUUACAGACCAUGUUUCAUUAAAACUGUUAAGAGCAAGAGAAGGAGCAUGUUUAAUAGAAACUGUAAAGAGGAAAAACUCUUAGUUGCAUUUGUAAUAACAAAGCUCAAAAUUUUUCAUUUGUGCAAUAUGUAGUAUUUGUAAAUACUUGUGUAGGACUGUAUAUUGUGAAUAUGUUAAUUUUUAGUUUUAUAGUUUUUAAAUCUUUCAUUUUUUACAUCAAGUUACAUUACAUAAUGUCUAAUAUAAUUUGCACAAACAUUUUUUUCAUGUCUUGCACAUCAUAAGCACAAUUUAUUGUUGUACUUUUUAAAGUUUAUUUUUUCAUCCUUAUAGCAGUAUUUAGAUUAGUUUUAUGCUACAUAAAAUGAUUUGUUAUAAUUCUGAUCAUUUAUGAAAUUAUUGUUAAAAAGAAAAAAAAAUAACUGUUUGCCUGUUAGAUUAAGCUGCUGUAAAAAUUCUAUUAAAUUAUUUUCUAUUUCAUUAUCUAGUUAGAAGAAACAUAUAACUCUUCGAAGGAGGGGAAAAAAUAUAUGUUUCUUUUUUUUGGGGGGGGGGAUUUCUCAUUUUAAAACAUAACCAUGUGUCUUCAUUGAUAUUCUUUUACUAAUGAAUUUAUUUAUACUACAUAUUCAUGAAUUGCCCUGGCUGCAGCAAUUUCGGCUGACUAGACUCUUUAUACAACUAGCAUGUCAUACAGUUAAGCAUAUAAAUAAUUCAAAGCUAUAUAUAUCUUUAUUACUUGUGGAGUAAGUUAGCUCGCUUCCUCCAGAAAUACAUUUCUGAGAUGACUGUACGUGUCACCUAUACUUACUUUUCUGAUUUCCACAUUGAGAAAUGUAGAAGAAAUCAGAAUAACACUAAAACUUAUAUUUAUGCUAAAUAAUAGUCUGUAUUUUCUAUAAAAUUAUUUUCAUAAUUAUUCAUUUUCAAUCAUGUAUUGAUUGAAAUAAAUGAGUUAUUACAUAAGAUCUAAAGAAUAAUUUAAAUAAUUUUUAUAUGAAAAUUUCAAACUAGGAAAAUUGGCAGGCAAGCAGUUAAAUAAUACAUUUCAUGGAAAGUUGCAAUAUGAAAUGGAAAAUGUAGGUUGUGCAAAUAGAACAUACUAGUUAUCUAAAUGGCUUUAUAUCACGAAAAAGAAAAAUUUUAUUCCUGAAUAGAUAUGCAACAUGAAAUUAUCAAUUAUGCUGUGAUAGAGUAAAAUAUGGAAUUUUUUUUUUUUUCCCCAUUUUGCAAUGGAAAUUGCAUAUAAAAAAUUGGUACUUAAUCGUAGAUAUGUAUAUAUUGGUUUGAUCAAGAGGAUCAGUGUUCUAAGUUUUAAUACAGAUCUUUUAAGCAUUUUGUUGUUUGUUUUAAUUUUACUCAUUUUAUUGUCCUUCUGAGCUAUUACAAAAUAUAUGUACUUACUUUUUAUUUUUUCAAAAAAUUUAUAAAUGUUGCAGCUGUAUGUUAUUCAUAAGUUUGUGUGUUACAAACACUGAAAUUUGAAUAGGAUAGAAUGUAUCUGUUGCAAACACUAAUCAAGUAAUAUUACAACAUUGAAUGCAGUAAAAAUAUUUUUUUAUGUACGUAACAAAAAUAUUUGAUUGAGGUAUAACUUUUAUUAUGAUUUAAUAUCAUAAUUUAAAUGAUUUCUCAUUUAUAUUUUGAUCAUAUAUUUAUAAUAUUCGUUGUCUUUAAGUAAAGAUUUGGGGCCUUAAAUCCAAGUUAAAGUGUCUUCAUUUACCUCAGUUUCCACUACUUGAUCAGUGUCUGUUACCAUUUAAUUUACAUAAAUUUCUUCAAGUUUCAUUCAUUAUAUGAAUUGAAGCUAAAUUUAUUUGUUAAUUUAUUAUAUUACAUGUGCUUAUUUAAAAAACUUACUGUUUUUAAGUAUUAAAAGUUUACACCUACUUAGACAGUUCAAUUUCAUGAAUAGUUCUCAUAUUUUAUUCGGACAGUAUUGUGAUGAAUAUUUUAUUGUUUAAGCCUAUGAGAAGUAGCAUUCGAGGAACUUCCUAUUUGUGUAAAAUUUAUUACCAUAAUUUGUAGUAACUCACAUAACUUUAUUUUCAUAAUCUGCAAAUGAGCCACUGAGUUUAUUUUUGAGAUUUUAGAGUAAUGGCAGAAAGGAGUUUUUGCCUAUAACUGAUAUGAAAAAAGUGAGAGUCCAUCUUCUAAAAUAAAUUACAAGGAGCAGCACAUAAUUGGUGAUUAAAUGUAAAUUUUUUGUGAUAAAAAGUGCAAAAUCUUUUUUUUUUUUUUUUUUUUUUUUGAAUUUCUCUAAACUUUCAGUUUGAGCCGUUGUAACACACUAUUAUACAUUCUCAUAAUUUGAAAGUUUAUCAUUCACUGAUUAUUUUUCAAAAUGUGAUGUGCCAAAAGCAAUAACAAGAUGUAAAUUAAUGAGUAUAGUAUUUUUGUACCACCGAUACCUGUAUUUUUCCCCAUCAGACAUGUAUAUAAAUGGGAGAAAGGAGAAUUUGUACAAACAAUAUUUCAAUAAACUCUUAUUCCUUAAUUC
Molecule: messenger RNA, 7920 nt
Organism: Stegodyphus dumicola
Lineage: Eukaryota; Metazoa; Arthropoda; Arachnida; Araneae; Eresidae
Biological process (GO): protein deubiquitination
Molecular function (GO): cysteine-type deubiquitinase activity
Source: RefSeq, a predicted model, not a curated record